Molecule: messenger RNA, 1611 nt
Organism: Fusarium venenatum
Lineage: Eukaryota; Fungi; Ascomycota; Sordariomycetes; Hypocreales; Nectriaceae
Source: RefSeq, a predicted model, not a curated record
AUGAGUCCCCACAGCGAGAUUUCUUUCUCUGGAUCAGAUGCUCCGGUCUCCAACGGCACCAGCAAUGGUACCAACGGACAUUCUAACGGUACCAACGGUAUCAGAAACAGUCACAUGAAUGGCCACAGCAAUGGUAACGGUGCUCCCUCGGCCGUCCGCCAUGGACCUCGCGUUCAUAAGGAGAGAUCGCGUUAUCUUGAGACAGCCCCCGCAGACGCAGAAUUUGAUCUCAUCUGUGCCGGUUUCGGCCCUGCUUCUCUGGCCGUGGCCGUCGCUAUGCACGAUGCCAUUGCCGAGGGCAGGAAUCUUCGCCCUGACGGCACACCUCCCAAGGUUCUCUUCCUUGAGAAGCAGCCCAAGUUCGCAUGGCACGCCGGCAUGUUGCUCCCUGGAGCCAAGAUGCAAAUCUCAUUCAUCAAGGAUAUGGCUACUCUCCGCAAUCCACGAUCCGAGUUCACUUUCCUCAACUACCUCCACAGCCAGGGCCGUCUAGUUGACUUCACCAACCUGGGCACUUUCCUGCCUGCCCGUACUGAGUACGAGGACUACCUCCGCUGGUGUUCCUCUUGGUUCGACCACGUCGUUAACUACAACAACGAGGUUCUUUCCAUCUCCCCCGAGAGCAAGGAGGCUGGUGCCGUCAAGAUCUUUACGGUCCAAGCCCGCAAUGGCAAGACUGGACAGAUCCAGUCUUUCCGCAGCCGACAUGUUCUUGUUGCCGCUGGUGGUCAGCCCUCCCUCCCCAAGAGCCUUCCCGCAAAGCACCCUCGCGUUCUGCACUCUUCCCAAUUCGCCAACUACGCCCCUCAGAUUCUUACCAAGCAGAACGCUCCCUACCGAGUUGCUGUCAUCGGUGCCGGUCAAAGUGCCGCCGAGAUCUUCAACAAUGUCCAGAACCUGUACCCCAACUCCAAGACCUACCUCAUCAUGCGCCAGGAGUUCCUCCGUCCCAGUGAUGACUCUCCUUUUGUAAACUCCAUCUUCAACCCUGAGUACAUUGACAACCUGUGGCCACGAUCUGUUAAGGCCCGUGAGACCCUGCUGACCGAGGCUCGCGCGACAAACUACGGUGUUGUUCGUCUGGAGCUUAUUGAGCACCUUUUUGAGAAGAUGUACGACCAGAAGCGCGAGAUUAGCGACGAUGAGACCCAGUGGCCCCACCGAAUCCUUUCAGGACGCGAGAUUGCCAGCGUCGACACCAAGGGCGAUGCUCUCGAGAUCAAGGUCCAGCGCGUAAACGAUGGUCCUCUCGACGGCUUCGUUGAUCAGGAGAUUUUUGAUGUUGACUUGAUUAUCGCUGCUACUGGUUACAAGCGAAGCGCCCACAUCGACAUGCUCAAGGAUGCCUGGACGAUGCUCCCCAAGACUGUAUCGGGACGCAACGAGUCCCUCAAGGGAGCCAAUGGCUGGAACGUUGAGACACAAGAUGGCGAGCGCAAGCUGGCUGUCGGAAGAGAUUACCAAGUCAAGUUCUCUCCUGGCACCGUUGCCGAUGACUCUGGUGUCUGGUUGCAAGGCUGCUGUGAGGGUACCCACGGAUUGAGCGAUACACUUCUCUCUGUUCUGAGCACACGUUCAGGCGAGAUCGUUCAGUCUAUCUUCAAGCAAUAA